AUGCGCAUGGCUCUGCUUUCAAAGAACAAGAUGAAAUUUGUUGAUGGUUCUAUAGUCACUCCAACUACUGAUGAUCGGUUGUAUCCAAUAUGGAAAAGAUGCAAUACAAGGGUGCUUUCAUGGCUGGUAAACUCUUUAACUCCUACAAUUUCUCAAAGUGUCAUAUCUUUUGAUUCUGCCUUGGAGAUAUGGAAUGAUCUCAAGGACAUGUUUUCUCAAGGAGAUUAUGUGAGGAUUUCUGAUCUUCAGCAAGAAAUAUACUCACUUAAACAAGGUUCUCUCUCAGUUACAGAAUUUUAUACUAAACUGAAGGUUGUAUGGGAUGAGUUUGUUCAUUUAAGGCCCUUGCCUACUUGUUCAUGCAAUGAUAAAUGCAACUGUGGAGGUUAUAUGAGGAUGAAAACAUAUUAUGAAAAUGAUUAUACACUUUGUUUUGUUAGAGGUCUAAAUGAGAACUUUGCAAGUUUAAAGUCUCAAAUGCUUAAGAAGGAUCCCUUGCCCAAGAUCAAUAAAGUGUUUGGACUAGCUAUUCAACAGGAGAGACAAGCUGAUGUUUCUGACAUAGCUAAUCCAAUUGAUUCAGCUGUUUUUUUUAUAGCAAUGCAAGACCAAAUCAUUUCAAUCAAAAUUUUAAUGCUAGAGGACCAGGUACUUUUAACAGUCAAAGGAGGUUUUGGUCAUACCAUUGAGAAGUGUUUCAAGAAACAUGGAUACCCUCCAGGACAUCCAGCUCUAAAACCUCCAGGAAAGCAGAUUACUGGAUCUGCAAAUAUGGCAGAAGGUCAAUUAUAUGCUGAUUCAUUUGAACAACAACAUCAGCAAGAUUAUCAGACUUAUGACCAGGCUUAUGAUCAAAAUGAUAACAUGAUGAACAUGAUGAACAUGCAGAAUGAUGAAAGCAUGAUGCAAACUCAAAUGCAGAAUCAAAAUCAGAUGAUGAAUAUGUCCUUCACACAGGAUCAGUAUAUGAAAAUCAUGGCUAUGAUUCAACCUGAAGCUUCUAGCUCUCAAGCUUCUAAUCAUGUCUCCAAAGUCAAUGCAUUGACAUCUCAUUUUGACACUGCCAUGAAACCAGGUAUUAUAGCUUGCACCUCAUUUGUCUCUAAUGUGAUAAAAGAUAAGUCUAUAUGGAUUCUAGACUCUGGUGCAACUGACCAUAUCAUUGUAAUACCCCACAUUUUUAAAAGUACCAAUUAUAGGUGCCACGAGGCGUGA
Molecule: messenger RNA, 1215 nt
Organism: Mercurialis annua (annual mercury)
Lineage: Eukaryota; Viridiplantae; Streptophyta; Magnoliopsida; Malpighiales; Euphorbiaceae
Exons: 2
Coding region: 1-1215 (404 amino acids)
Source: RefSeq, a predicted model, not a curated record